Messenger RNA from Acipenser ruthenus (sterlet), 12846 nucleotides. Its product is annotated as histone deacetylase 5-like. Gene Ontology annotation, molecular function: histone deacetylase activity. The transcript has 25 exons. The coding region runs from base 873 to 4253 and encodes 1126 amino acids. Gene Ontology annotation, cellular component: histone deacetylase complex. Gene Ontology annotation, biological process: chromatin organization; negative regulation of transcription by RNA polymerase II. NCBI's taxonomy places the organism in Eukaryota, Metazoa, Chordata, Actinopteri, Acipenseriformes, Acipenseridae. The record is from RefSeq and is a predicted model, not a curated record.
UAAACUCACCAGCCUCUGUGCCCUACAGUACAGCAGAUACACGGUGUACAAAACAGGGGGGGGGGAGGGGGGAGUCAGCUUCCUGUUGGUUUUCGUUUUCCUUUUUUAUUUAGUUUUUCUUUUUCCUCUGUUUGGAUUAUGUUGGUGCUGCUAAUAACCAGCUGUUGCUCUGAAUUUUAAAACACCUCAGCAAUGCCUAAACCUUGAGUGGUUCCUUCUACAAGCAACUACCAGUCCCUGUACCGAGUGACUCGUUGCAUGGAUGCAGGCUCAACUCUCCCAUUUCCUUUGCUGGUUUUACCUUUUUAAAUUUAUUUUUUUGUUGUUGUUGUUGUUGAAAUAAGCAGGUGAAGGAAGUUGGUAGUGCUGACAAUAUAUUAUGGCAUUAAGAAUAGUUUUGGUGUGGAUAUCCAAACUUUUUCCAUCUGACAAUGAACUUGUCUUUGAAUGUAAACCUCUGGAAGCAACUUUGUCUUCAGAUUAGUUCAGUGGACAAAUAGUAUUGUGUUUCUUUGCCAAUUUUAGGGGGGGAUGCUGCUUUUAAAGUUACAAGACUGUUUGUAAUACUGCCCCUCUCCACCCUCCUUUCCUGCCGUCAACAAACUACAGCAACACUUGUGUUUUAAAGGACUUUGUCACAUGCUUUCUUUCUGUUGUAAUGAUACUUUGGAUUAGUUGUAGUUAAACAUCAACAAAGCAGUUUCAUUUUCCUUUUUUUUUUUUUUUUUUUUGUUAAAAAAUUCAUAUACUGCGCUGGAGCCCGGUUUGUGCUCUCAUCCAGAAAAAAAGGCCAGCUCUUAGCUGAGCUUGCUGAUCUAUUUUUAUUUAUUUAUUUAUUUUUAAAUCUCUCCUGAACCUUGGAUCAAUUUGGCAUGCUUUUGAACCCCAAAGUGCCGGGGCUGUCCGCAAUGCUGCAGACUAUAUACGAGACCGAAUCCUGUUUUUCUUCAGACAGCGUGAGCAGACGAGAGCAGCUGGCCAGAAACCGGAUUCACGCCAUCCCCACUUCUGGGGUGGAGUCGGUGAAAUCAGCAGGCAUGCAGAGCGGUGGGGGUCCGGUAGACCUACGCACCGACGCUCGGACCCCCCUGCCCCCCACGGACCCCAUGCGCCGGGAGCAGCAGCUUCAGAGUGAACUCCUUCUUCUCAAGCAGCAGCAGGAGCUGCAGAAACAGCUGCUCUUUGCAGAGUUCCAGAAGCAGCACGAGAACCUCACCCGCCAACAUGAGGUACAGCUGCAGGAACACCUCAAGCAACAGCAGGAGAUCCUGGCAGUGAAGAGGCAGCAGGAGCUGGAGCAGCAGAGGAAGCUGGAGCAGCAGAGACACGAGGAGAUGGAGAAACAGAGGCUGGAGCAGCAGCUAAUCAUGCUGCGGAACAAGGAAAAGGGCAAAGAGAGUGCCAUAGCCAGCACUGAGGUGAAACUAAAACUGCAGGAGUUUCUCCGGAGCAAAUCCAAAGAACCCACGUCAGGCGGACUGAACCAUUCCUUUCCCCAGAAUUGCUGGGGACCCCAUCAUACCUCGCUGGACCAAAGUUCCCCCCCACAGAGCAGCACCCCCGGGACGCCCCCCUCUUACAAACUACACUCCCUGCUGGGAUCCUGCGAUGGCAAGAAUGACUUCCCGCUGCGGAAGACAGCUUCUGAGCCCAACCUGAAAGUGCGCUCCAGGUUAAAACAGAAGGUUGCGGAGAGGAGAAGCAGCCCCUUGUUACGACGGAAGGAUGGCACCGUCAUCAGUACCUUCAAGAAGAGAGCCAUCGAAAUCUCAGUGUCCUCAAUGUGUAACAGUGCUCCUGGCUCCGGACCCAGCUCUCCCAACAGUUCCAACAGCGCCAUAGCAGAGAAUGGAUCUAGUGGCUCCGUACCCAACAUCCAUGCCGAGCACAUGCGUUCGCACCAUCGUACAAUGAAUGCAGAUGGGUGUGCCAGUCAGCUGAGUCUCUACACGUCCCCUUCUCUACCCAACAUCUCCCUGGGGCUGCCAACCUCCGUCACUGCUGCCAACUCCCACAUCAACGCGCCCCAGAAACUGUCUGCCCAGCAGGAGGCGGAGCGGCAGGCCAUCCAGUCCAUGCGACAGGGGGGAGCUCUGACCGGGAAGUUUGUCAGCACCACCUCGCUGCCCGCCUGCCUGUCCACAGCGGGGCCUCACGACGCUGACGCAGCCACAGGCACCGCCAACAGCCACAGCCACUCAUCACUGCUGCAGCACGUACUGCGCCUGGAACAAGCCCGCCAGCAAAGCGCGCUACUCGCAGUUCCCAUCUACGGCCCGUCCCCUCUGGUGACGGGUGAGAGGAUGUCGACAAGCAUGCGCACGGUGAACAAGCUGCCUCGCCACCGGCCCCUGAGCCGCACCCAGUCCGCACCCCUGCCCCAGAGCCCCCAGGCCCUGCAGCAGCUCGUCAUGCAGCAGCAGCACCAGCAGUUCCUGGAGAAGCAGAAGCAAUACCAGCAGCAGAUCCAGCUCAGCAAGAUGCUGUCGAAGGUGUCCGAGCUUCCCUGCCAGCCACCCACUUACCCGGAGGAGACGGAGGAGGAGCUCACAGAGACAGCAGAGAUGCAGGAGGAGCGGGGGGGACAGGCAGAGCCUGGGGAGGGGCUGCAAGGCGAAGGGGAGGGCCAGGGGGACAGAACCCCCUCAGACUGCCCGAUCACACUGAGAGAUGAGAACACUGAGAGCGAGGUGGAGGAAGAAGAGGAGGAGGAGGAGGAAGAGGAGGAUGGUGUAGAACCAAUUGAACUGAAGGAGUGCGACGGGCAGAGCCCCCCUUACAAUCAGGUAUUUUUGGACCAGCAUCAGCUCCAUGUAUACCAGGCCUCAUUGUCCAUCACAGGCGUGCCUCACCGGCCGCUGAGUCGUGCCCAGUCUUCACCAGCCAGUGCCAGCCUGAAGGGCAGCAUCGCGGGGGAGAAACCAGUCAAGCACCUUUUCAUUACAGGAGUUGUCUAUGACACUUUCAUGCUGAAACACCAGUGCACCUGCGGGAGCACCAACAACCACCCCGAGCAUGCUGGGAGGAUUCAGAGCAUCUGGUCCAGGCUGCAGGAGACGGGUCUGCUCAGCAGGUGUGAGCGCAUCCGAGGGAGGAAAGCAACUAUAGAUGAAAUCCAGACGGUGCAUUCAGAGCACCACGCUCUCUUCUACGGCACCAGCCCCCUGAACAGACAGAAACUCGACACCAAGAAACUUUUAGGUCCAAUUAGUCAGAAGAUGUACGCAGUUCUGCCCUGUGGAGGCAUUGGGGUGGACAGUGACACGGUGUGGAAUGAGAUGCACUCCUCCAGUGCAGUGCGGAUGGCAGUGGGCUGUGUCAUCGAGCUUGCCUUCAAAGUGGCGUCUGGGGAACUCAAGAAUGGGUUUGCUGUUGUUCGGCCCCCAGGACACCAUGCAGAGGAGUCGACUGCAAUGGGAUUCUGUUUCUUCAACUCUGUGGCCAUCGCUGCCAAGCUACUCCAGCAGAAACUGAGUGUGGGGAAGAUUCUGAUUGUAGACUGGGAUAUCCACCAUGGCAAUGGGAGUCAGCAGGCGUUCUAUAAUGAUCCCAACGUGCUGUACAUCUCUCUGCACCGAUACGACGAUGGAAACUUCUUCCCAGGCAGCGGCGCUCCCGAGGAGGUAGGGUCUGGCCCAGGAGUUGGAUAUAACGUCAAUAUAGCGUGGACUGGAGGGGUGGAGCCACCAAUGGGAGACGUGGAGUACCUCACUGCUUUCAGGACGGUGGUGAUGCCCAUUGCAAACGAGUUCUCUCCAGAUGUAGUUUUGGUUUCAGCCGGGUUCGACGCAGUGGAAGGACACCAGUCUCCGCUGGGCGGAUACUCAGUGACAGCAAAGUGUUUCGGUCACCUGACCAAGCAGCUGAUAAAGCUGGCGGGGGGGCGAGUUGUCAUGGCGUUGGAGGGGGGUCACGACCUUACAGCUAUCUGCGAUGCUUCCGAAUCCUGCGUCUCCGCUCUCCUGGGCAACGAGCUUGACGCUCUUCCACAGUCGCUCCUUCAGCAGAAGCCUUGCCCAAAGGCGGCCGCGUCACUGGAGAAAGUCAUUGAGAUUCAGAGUAAACACUGGAGCUCCGUGCAGCGCUAUGCCUCCACGGUGUGCCAGUCUCUCUUGGAGGCUCAGAAGAGAGAGAGGGAGGAGGCUGAAGCUGUCACUGCCAUGGCGUCGUUGUCUGUUGACACAGAGCUGGGAAACACAGAGGCAGAAAGCAGACAAGCAGACGAGCCUAUGGAGGAAGAGCCGGUGUUGUAGUGAGUGCAGAUUUCCUAUUGUGAUUGUAAACCAUCUUUAUCACAUUCUCGUGAGACCCCCUCGCCCCCCCACUUUCUCCCUCCGUUCCUCUGACGGUCAUGUACUGCACUGCACCACACCUCGCCACACUGACCUGAGAGAGACGCAAGAGACAGGAGGAAACACGAAAUUCAUUUCUCAACUCAUUUCAGCCAGUGGUUUGUAUUUUUUUUUUUUUUUAAUAAAUAAAAAAAAAGCCAAGAGAAUUUUCUCGAACUCUUUCCAAAUCACAUGAAUUGAGCAAAGAGUUGUUUUUUUUUUUUCUUCGUCCUUGGAAUAUGCAGAAAAAGGAACACUGUAUAUCAGGAAAAAAAAAAGAUGGAUUAUCUACUUUGUUAAACCCAGAAGGGUGAAGCACACAUUUUCUUUUCUAUUUUUUUUUUUUUUGUCUUCAAGGAUGGGGUGAAAAAGGCAGCGUUGGAGAAACUUGCAUAAGAAGCCCUCCCUAUUUAACAAGAACCCAGCUGGAUAUUCCUAUCGGGACACUUUUCUGUUUUGAAAGAGGGUGCUUGUUCUUGGGUGGUGUUUGGAGCCCCCUCUUGUGGAAAGUAUGUAUAGUUACAGGCAUUGACUGAGUAAAACAAGGAAGCUCAUCGCUCCUGCAAUCCGAACCUUUCAUGAGUUUGACAGCAAUCGUCAAGCAAAGCUGAAAAUGGGAAAAAUAUUAUUAUUGUUGUUGUUAUUAGUGUUUUAUUUUUUUUUUACCUUUUGUUUGAGCGGGGGAGGGAAGUUGCAGAAAGAACUUGGUGCCUUUUUUUUAAAAAAAGAGGAACCCCCCCCCCCCCCCACACUCAUUACACUCAUAUUGGUUUAAAAUGCCUUAAUUUCCUCCAGUGAUUGGAUCAUGAGAGAUGUUUAAUUGGUUUGAUUCUCUCUCCCUCCCAGAAAGAUUUUAAAUGUUUUUUGUUUUUUCUUCUCUCUGUCUCACUCUACUGGAGUUCAGGGAGUAAAUGAGGUAGGGGUUAAGGGUUAAAGGUCAUCUUGGGGGUUUAAGUACCCCACUCCCCAGUAUUUUGCCUCUGUUUGUUUGUUAUUUUUAUUUAUUGUAACUAAAAAUCAGAUUGUGUAUUUGUGAUAUAAUGACCAAUCAUUUUUAAUGUUCUUUGUUCUGUAAAUACUAGAUUAUCUUCUUUGAUCUCCUUUGUCACCAAAAAGAGAUUUAUUUUAUUAUAAUUCCUUUUUUUUUGAACACUCACUUUUCUUCACAGAAUAGACGGUUUAAAUCCAACCAGAUAUACUUAAUAUAAAAGUAUUAUUUAAUAUUAAGAGCAGAUCAUUUGUAUUUUAUUUUUAAAUUGAUGGCUUGCUUGCACUAAAUUGCUAUUGGCGAUCUAUUUGUGGGCUACAUUAACAUUAGCAGAAGUGUUCCUUUCAUAUGGUUGGCAUGCUACACUGUUGACUCCUCUGCAUUGCUCAUUUUAUGGUCUGUGUUUUAAAAUGUAUUCUCUAAUCUAAAACCUCAAAUAAGUAAAGGUGCAGCUUGACAAGGCUUCCUCACUGAACUGUACAACUUGGUUCCGCUCUUAGAUAUGUUCCUGUAAAUCCGUGUGGGGUGGGCGGGGGAAGCAAUUUAUAGCUGCACCCUACCUGUUUAACAUCCUGCUAGGGUUUGGAAUGUAAGAUUACAUUAAACACAGCCAGGGAAAUGAGUGCCACAGAAAAUGCAGCAACAUUUCAUGUAGAGUAAGAGACCCUGCCUGCUAAUCCAGUGUACUAUUCUUGUACCAGCACAGACCUCAGUGGGUACAGUCACUGUGUAUAGGCUUCAGUGUGCUUUCAGACUUCCCUGGUGUUCAAAGCGCACUGUUCAAGAGAAAGUAUUCAGAGAACUCCCCUCCAGUUUCCUCCCGCGCCUUCCUUUGCUGGACCUGUCUUGGCACUUUGCUGUCACCUUAUGUUUGUUUGUAUGUCUCGGUUGUUUUCCUGUCAUCGUCAGUUUUUAAAAUGUAAUUUUUUUCACUCUCAACACUACAAGAAGCAACAGUGCUUCAUUUCAUGGGUUUUCUUGACAUGGGGUAGAUGGCAUCCAUGCUCAAUGGACAGACUAAUAGAUAGUAUAGCCAAUACUCUACAUAUGUGCAUAUGCACCCUGCUAGCUUCACACGUCCAUAGGGACGCUACAAAAAUGUUGCAGCUAUAAAAGAAAGCACAGUUUAAACGGCAGGAUAGUUUUUGUUUUGUCAUCAGACAUUUUUUGAAAGUUUGAGCAACUUUUCCAAUUGCUGUGUGUUUCCAUGCAUUUUCAUUAUUCAUUGUCUUUAUCUGUGAUCGGAAAUUGAUAUAUGGGUUUAGUUUAGGAACUUCAGAACCACCCAAUGUAAAUAAUAAUAAUAAAAAGAGUAAUAAAAUUAUAAAAAAGUGUCCAGAUGCUGUGCAGUAUUGAAAUGCAUAUCGUCUUCCCAGUAAAUGGACUGUAGCGUGGGUCAUACAGGCUCCUGACAUUCAAAUCCAUCUCUGUCCAGUUACACACAGUGUGACCUCUUUCAGUCCACCUAAAGUCCUGGUGACUAGGAUUCUCCAAGCAGCUUUGAAAGCCAGGUAGAGACUGCUACAUUGAAGCAGCAACGUUUCAGAACCAGAAUCAAAGGAAAGGACAAAAUCAAUGAAGUGGCAUUUCAAUUCAUUUUCACAACAAUAAAAUGAGUUCUUGCAUAGUGUCAGUGGUCGGUUUUAGGCAGCCUAAAAACACUCCACAUUUCAGUCUCUUGUUAUGAACAUAUUUUAGAAUUGCAGGCUCUCUCGUGUGUCAUUUUUGGAUAGAUUUUUUGCCAUGACGCAGAUUGCACAGGUUAAAGACUUGCAAGAUAGGGAUGCAUGUUUGCGGUUUGGCCAGCAAGUUAGCUUGAAGUACUUUUAUUCUUGGUCAACAACACCUCAACCUCAUUUUUGCACAAAAAUAAAUCGCACCAUUUCCAUUAAACAGUGCUACAGUGCUACAAUGCGCUGGAAUAUUUGAUUUAAAUGAGAAGUCAAUUUGACUGCAGGCUGUGUGGUAAAGAGUGCUUCGGUAUUUUUCCAAACUAAUAAUAAUUUUAUAUUUUAAUACCAUCAUGGGAUGGAGGUCUCAUCCAGUCCCUUGCUGCUCGACAUGUCGAUUUUUAAUGUUAACUAAUAUUAUAAAAAUAGCUUGUCUUCUGUGGGCGUGCUUGUUCACAAUAAUACCGGAGGGGGCUAAGUGUAUAGUCUCUCGCUGUUUUCAACGUGUGCGUGUUGUUUAUUUGAAAGUGGUCCCGUCUCCCUUUGGUGUGAGUAAACAAUAGCUAAGCUUGUCAUUUUUAGUUUUGCCAAGGUAAGGGGAACGAUCAGUGUGUUUGUUUGUUUUUUAAACGAUUUUUUAAUCGUUUCAACUUUAACCAUAAAUUGACAAUUGCAGAAAUGCUCAUUCAGUGACCGAAGAAAAUUAUAAUUUUGAAUUCUAAGAUGGAUCCCAUUCAGCAAUAUCACUGUCUUAUGAGAAGCAAUAGCACAUCACCUUCACCUCGGAGAAAACGAGAGAUUUAAAACGAUGUACUGCAGACUAAAUUGCUUUAGAUGCCAUAUCCUUGUUGUUGCUCUUCUAGGUAGAGAUUUGUGCACUUUCCCCUUCUAGCUGUUUUUCAGCUAAAUUAUACGUUGAACCCUAUCCUCAUUUCACUGGCAUUUUAAAGCGAUUUUGUUAACUGGUUGAACUGAAAAAUGAUCCACACGCCUUUCAAAGCAUUACAAUAUUAUUCACGCAGUGUUUAAACAACAUUAAUACGUAUAUAUUUUAUGUUCUGUUUUUAUUUUUUUUAUUUUAUAUAUGCAUAGCCAUAUUUACUUUGAGGGUUAUAUAAAAUGUAUAUUUUCAGCUUCAAAAGAGAUCUGAUUCUGUACAUACACUGUUUUCUACAGUUAAGUUGGGCUGGGGAUAGAUUUAGAAUGUGACAGAUUUUUUUUGUAUGUAAAGUUUGAUGCUGUUGUAAAAGGGAGACUGACAAGUUUGGACUUUGUUCAAUCAAAACACAUUCCUUGAAAUGUCUUUAUGAGGAUGACUUUAUUCACGUGACAAUGCUAUAUAGAUGCUAUUUAUAUUUGUAUGCACUGUAUAUAAAAUACACGCAAAUGAUAAUAUUCUAAAUUCAGUGCCCAUUGGUAUUUUAAUCUCCAUAUUGGACGUACAUGUGGUGCCAUCUUGUGGUCGGCUGUGGUAAUUACCGCAUCAAAUGUUAAAACCUUUUUUUUUUCCAGCACUGUAACAGGUGUUUCAAUAAAGUCUAAAACCUUAAUUUAAACAAUCCCAUCAUCAUCAUCAUCCACUAUUCAUACACAUAAACCUGACAAUUAUUUUCUGCACAGUUAGAUUGCCAGUCCUGUUUUAACUCCUUUGUGGGGGAUCCAACUCCUGGCUUAUUCUUUUUAAUAUGUUUUUAGUAUUUGUUUUAUUGUGUUUUGAAUUAUUAUUGUCCGCUGGGUGGACAUACUCUGGUACUCAGUGUGCAUUUGAAAUGACAAUCGACAGAUUUUUAGGCACAGUCUGAUCCAGCGGUUCACUGUGGGGUCUCUUAUUGGUAUUAAAAACAUAAUUAUUCAUUAAUAGUUUAAAAUCCAGAUCGUUUCCAAUUACUCAAUCAAUUUAUGUUUUUUUUUUUUAUGUAUUAUUAAUUGCAGACCCAAACCCAUGCUGAACAAUUUACUACCAAUGACACUGCUAGCUUUACUAAAUACACAUGUGAUGUGUGCUGUUCACCUUGUUCUGACCUGCUUGGUGGGUUAUUAAUAUCUAUAGACGCAAUGGAGGAUGUUCCUCUCCUCCUUAUUAUAUGUCUGUAUGUGCCAGUGUAACAGUAUGUAAUACAAUGUCACUGUUUGACACUGCAGUACAUUCAACAGUAGAUGCUGGCUUCUCUGUCUGUGAGAUGCUGUGAUUUUGGUUCCAGUACGAAUCUUUAAACCGUUUUUGAAUGAAUGUACAUUUAAAUAAACAAAAAAAAGUUGUAUUUUGAAUAUGAUACUGUCUUAUUUUCAAGAUUAACAGGGCAGAAGAGCAAAGGUGUAUUAUACAAGUAUAGGAUAUUUUAAUACAACAAAUAUAUAUUUUUAAACAAAUAUAACUGGACAGAUAAAUGGGAUGUCAGGGUCUAGUCAAUAGCUGUGUAGAUCUUUACAGUUAAGUUAAAGUAGGAUAUAUGCAUCUAAGGGUUAGGAUGGGAUUCUGUUCCAUUUUAGCUUUGGGGAAAUGCUGAUGUGCAAUUAAGUAAACAAUAUUUGAGAUAGGCUUGAGAAUUUGAGAAUACAUAUAUGAUAUAUUUAUCAGAUCACAAAAAAAUUGCUCUACAUUUGCUCUAGUAAUUGUGUGAACUUAUUCCCCAAAAACAGAAAAAAUGCUUUUAAAAAAAAAAAAAACUAAUUUAAGUAAUCUUAGUAUACAUAGAUUAAUUUAGCAGAACUUUCAAUUAGUCUUCAGUGCUGGAAAGAAUUGAAUUCUGUAAGUAAAGGGUAUACAAACACUAUCUCUGUAGUAAGAAAGAAAAACAAACAAGACCUCCACACUCUAUCCCCCGUUGCAUUGAAACCGAGUCACGUAUUCCUGCUGCAAAACAUAUAAUUUCUGUGAUUUAAAAUAAAAUCCAAUUUCAAAUGCACAUGACUGAAAUGGCUAGGUGACCUAGAUGUGUUGUAUCAGGUAUUGGGGCAGCUGGCAGGGAAUUUAUUUAUUUUUUUUUUUUGCAGAGCGACCUUUAGUUAGAUUACUGAAGUGCUCUUCUAGUGUUUUCUAGGUUAGCAAAGCAAGGAGUAAGCGUACAUGGAUCUGUGAUUUGUGUUCGAGGCAUUCAGACAGGGUCGUGACUCUUUCCAAAGCACUGUUUGCUUGCGUCUGUUUGCUGAUCACAGACUGAUCAGGAACAAAACUCAUGCAAGUGGCUUGAGCUGAUUUGGGCACUAAUAAUAAAUGAGAAGGAAUGCAUAUUACCUGCCUUAUUGUAGCAGAUUGUUCUUGCAAUCCAGACAUACUGUACAUGUGACUCCUUUCAUCGCAGCAAUAUGGUUUUAUAUAGACAUUCAACUGUGGGUCUUUAAUGCAUAUGCAUUCCUUAUUGUGUCCUGCGAACGCUAUACAGAAUGACCUCUUACAAUUUCUGCCAUAAAGUUUUGACAGCUCCUUGUUAAUGGGCAGAUUCCUGUGCUUCGAUAUUUGGUGGCACUGUCUGGUUGCCUGUCAUUCACCCUUUUUGAACAAACGAGGCAAUAACACAUGCGGUUUGAAUGGGGUUUCUGAUUGCAGUACCAAUGGGAGUCCCACACUCGGUUUCUUACAAUUUAAACACAGUUGAAAUGCCAGCCGUCUUUCAGUUGUAACAGCUUGGGUGAAUUAAAAUACAUUUCCCUUCGGUGUUAGUAAUCGCUGGAGGGGUGUGUAGGAUUUCUUGUUCUGCCUGUGGGGAAGGUGGGUGCUUCGCGAGUCAGAAUGUGCAGUUUUUACUGAGGUGUAAAAUGUAAAACGCAGUCUGCAGGUAUAGAUUUGCCCGUCAGUGUCGGGUCUGUAGAAUUACAAUAGAUUAAAAAAAAAAGGAAGUUAACAUAGGAGUCUGUUUUUGUAGUUUUUUCUGGCCACAGAAUAAGCAGCCACAAAUGUUCAAUUACUUUGAAUUCAGAUUUCACCCAAUGAGUUUGAUAAACUGAGAAGGGCAAUGCGUUUUACUAUACAAAAAUAAUAAAACCAUGUUCUGUGACAUUUUCAAAUUGGUGGCCUAUAACGGCGAUCGCAGACAGCAGUCACGCCUCGUCGCUCGUGGGUGCUCUUGUAGAACAAUUCUGAAGAGCUGAAUGCUUUGGAAAAGCUCUAUCGAGUUUCACUGCACAGCCCGUGGGUACUUAGACAUGCAUGGCUUAAUCUUUGAGACAAGCAUGUGCUACUAGAAACUGAUUGAUCCAUGUCACAAAAUGCUUGAUCCAUGUCCCCAUCAUGAUCUUCCUUAGCUGUCGGAGACUUUACACAUGGGACUUUUUUAUACUUCUAUAUAGUCUGUAUUUGUGCACAUAGACACUUCUUUCCCCUUGUACAGAGUGGUGGUUUAUAAAGUGGGUAUCUGUCCCCAGCUGCCUGUGAAACCUGCACAUUUCUAUAUAUCCACACGGCUGUCUACACAUCUGGUUAGGCGUGACCCAGGCCUUUUGAGUUCCAACGUGCCUGGGCAAGCUGUUGGGCUUGCAAGUUUAACUCCCAAAACUGAGCUGCAGAUUAGAAUUUUUUUUUCUUUGUUUGGGUGAUAUUAUUUUUUUGAUGAUCACUUCUGCUUUAACACAUUCCUCUGUAUUCGCAAGUUUUUGUUUUUGACAAUCUGGGAAAUCCACAUACAGUUAAACAAGCCACAAAGUUACUUUAAAAAAAUAAAAAUAAAUAAAUAAAUGAAAUAAUUCGCACUUCACAAAGUCUAGAGCUGUAAUGGUUGGGGAAGUGUUUUUUUUUUUUUAAAUAAAUAUUGUAGGCUAGAUUCACGGUGGGUAUAAGACUUCCAUUACAUAGCAGUUUAAGCCAUUAUAGGUUUGACCUUAUGACCUAUAUACAUUAGUCAAUUAGGCCUAUAGGAAAACCUGGACCAGAUCACACCAAUAUGGAAUGGGGGAAGUCUUAAUCCCAUCCCUGAUGUACCUCAGGGGUUAAGUGUUAGAGUAGGUAGCGUGGUUCAGAAAAAUAGAGCGUUACCCGUCCCCACGUGUUGCUACAACUGUUUAAAUAACGAACCUGUCAUUUUUCUUUCCAUUGUAACGUCCUGACAAUUUUUUACACUUAGAACUUUAAAGUCUGUUUCAAAGUUAUUUUCAAAAUGUCCGCUCUAGUGCACUGGGGUUUGAGAUCUGUCCUCUCAAAAAAACCAAAACCCUUAAAAUGGCUUUUCCAUUCCGUACUAUGGAUCGUUAUUGCUGUGUUAUCUGUUUGACAAUGUGGGUAAUAAUCCAUACACUAUCAGUGCACUAGAGCGGACAUUUUGAAAAGAGCUUUGAAACACUUAAAAUUAGUGUAAAAAGUUGUCCGGGGGGGGGGGGGGGGGACGACCGACAUAAUUUGAGCUACAGGUUUCAUAAAUCAAGUAGGAACAUACAUUUUGUAGCUUUCCUGGUGGUCAGAGAGAGAGAAAGUCAUUUUUUAAAUGAUUUCUGGUUAAAAAACGAAAUAACGGAGGGAUUCUAUUUCUUUAAAAAAAAAAUACAAUAAAGAAAAUGGAUCGAAUGCAUUUUUAAUGUGGGUUUUUUUUUUUUUUUUUUUUUUUUUUUUGUAUCAUAAAACACAUCUGGUAGAUCCUACAAACCGUGUCGAUGCUAAAUGUCCUAUUCUGUAGAACUAGAGUCUGUGUCUUUAGUGGCUGACAAGCAAUAUUGUGUUGUAUAAGAUGUUAAUUUUGUCAAUAUACAUGUUAUUAUUUGAUGACGAAAUUGAUGUAGACACUCACUUUAAAAAAUACAAAAACACGUUGUCUUUCUUGUGUCUCUAACCUCUCUGUUCUUUCUCUUCGGUGUUUAAAGUCAAGUAUUUUGUAUCAUCUUAUGACAUUUGUCUUUGUGUAAAUAAAUGAAUUCGUUUCUGCCACACAGA